This is a messenger RNA of Anneissia japonica, 2555 nucleotides long. Its product is annotated as manganese-dependent ADP-ribose/CDP-alcohol diphosphatase-like. The record is from RefSeq and is a predicted model, not a curated record. Gene Ontology annotation, molecular function: ADP-ribose diphosphatase activity; manganese ion binding; 2',3'-cyclic-nucleotide 2'-phosphodiesterase activity. NCBI's taxonomy places the organism in Eukaryota, Metazoa, Echinodermata, Crinoidea, Comatulida, Comatulidae.
GCAUUGUUGACCCUGCCGUGCUAGUGAGAUUUACUGUUGGUAAAUAUGGAGCCACAAUUUUCUUUUGGAGUUAUUGCUGAUGUGCAAUAUGCAGACAACGACAAUUGCUAUAAUUUUAGUCAAACAAAUAUGCGCUACUAUCGUAAUGCCUUGCCAUCUUUACGCAAUGCAGUUGAUCAUUGGAUGAAAGAUAAGCGGAACAUUUCAUUCGUUGUUCAACUUGGUGAUGUUAUCGAUGGGUGUAAUACUAAAAAUGGUGGGAAAGCUGAGUCCUGGCGGGUGUUGUCUUUGGUCAUGGAUGAGCUUGAUCAGUUCCCAGGUCCUGUUCAUCAUCUCAUUGGUAACCAUGAACUCUAUAAUUUUACACGGGAUGAACUCUGCGAAAGUAAAUUGUUCUCUGUUGUCAAUGGAUUCAUGUCGACUCAAAAUUACAAUUGUGCAAGGGAAGAUGAUUCAAGGAAAAAAUUUUACUAUCAUUUCAGCCCAUUCGAAGGCUAUCGUUUUGUCAUAAUGGACUCUUAUGAUGUUGCUAUGUUAGGAUGGGGUGAGGACUGCUCUGUUACACAACAAUCCAGGGAAAUUUUAACUUCAGUCAAUUUCAACAAGGAAUUAAACUCUCCCGUAGGUCUGAAAGGAAAUGACCGUCGUUUUGUGGAAUUUAAUGGUGCAAUUGGUGAACGUCAGAGGCAAUGGUUGAAGGAGGUUCUACAGUCUGCAGAAAAUGAUAAUGAAAAAGUAAUGAUAUUUGGUCAUAUUCCAUUUUACCCACAUAAAAAAGAUCAGAUGUGCCUCCUCUGGGACUAUGAACUCGUCCUCGAAAUCCUACAUAAAUUCAGUUGUGUUGUUGCAACGUUUGCUGGACAUCUGCAUAGAACAAGGUACACAUUAGAUGCCAACAUACAUCACAUUUGUAUACCAGCAGUGGUGGAGACACCUCCAGGUUCAGACGCAUUUGGUACAAUUGAUGUGUAUGCUAAUCGAAUCAUCCUGAAUGGUCAUGGUUCAGUAGAGUCGGAAGAGUUUAUAUAUCGCCAAAAUGUACUUGCUCAAGAGGUGGCGGUGGGCAGUGUGGCUACAAAAAAGGAACUUGCUGAUCAUUCUAUAUGAUAUUCAAACAUUAUUAUUUAUUUGACACAAGAGUGGAAAUAGAUUAAAUGACAUUGAGAGUGUCCAGAGCAAUAUUUUGUUAGACCCAACACAAUUGGUGGCCCACUUUGAACCCCUGGUCAAUCAGUUCAAUUGAGUACAAAAAUCUGUAUACAAUCCAAAUAAAAAAAUUACAAUCGAUUCAAUAAAAAGUUCUGAGGUUGAAUUAUUGUGGAACUUACUCGAUCCUUGUUUAAAAUUCCACACAACCAUUGUGUUCAGAAAAAGGUUAAAAUAAGAAAAUAACUAAUAUCUCACCUAAUCUGUAAUGAGAAGUACAGUACUGUAUUAUGUAUAUUUUAUUUUCUAUUAUUGAUUAUAUUUUAACUCAGAGAAACUACCCUGGAACUGAACAUCCAUCUUAGGCGAGACUUUUGUAUACCAUGUGUAGCAAACCUGCUGCCCGCCAAUAAUGAUGAUUUCAAAUAUAAAUAAAAUCUUAUUUUUGGCCAAUUAGCGCACACGUUGCCACAAAAACUGGAAAUUUCAGGGGAAAAAAAGAAACCUUUUCUUUAUUUUUGUCACGCCUGCUGCUGCCUUGAAAUCUUCGAAAAGAUGAUAUGUAUAUUUCUUCCUAGUUAUAUAAAUUUAAAGCAUUUAGCCAUCCCAUUUAAGUCUGUUCAAACCUGAUGUCAAAUCAAAUGUAUUGUUGCAUUGAAAUGUUUAUGUUUAUUUUUAUUAUUGUUGUAGUUUAAUGGAAUUUUUCGACUCUUAUUACUGUUAUCUUUAUUUUUAUUUUUCGUCACGUUUUGUUUUGUUAAGGGUCGUUCACAACUAUCAACAUCUUCACAAACGUGCAACCACACUGUUCUCUGUUACCCCCUCCCUUCCUUCUUUGAUAUUGAUAUUGCAAAACAAUUCUCCAUUUUUUUGGGGGGGUGGGGGAAAAUCAUCUACUGUAAAUUACUGCAUUUGCUCAGCUGUACAUAACUUAAUAUACAUUAUAUCCAUGAUUACAUUAUAAUUUGGUCAUAAAAAAAAAUCAUGCAUAAUUGUAGAAGCGUAUAAAUUGGUCUACCCCUCCCCCUUCCCCUAGCAUAAUGUUUGUGCACUUGUGAAAAUGCUGAUAUUUGGGAGCGACCUCUUACAAAUAUACAUACAGUAUACUGUAUUGUUAUGUUUGUAAGUUGUUUUUUUUUCAGGAGUAUGCCUGUAUAAAAAUUAAUCCAUACCUUUAAUUUUCAAUGAUAUAAUUCUUUUUUUUUUAAGUUAUAGUCUUAAUUUUGUAUGUACAGUUUAUUCUGUGUAUACUGUGCAAAGUUUAUAAAUAAUUGUGUAGAAGUGUUCUUCACCUUUACUUAAUUUUCAUAUUUUUGUAAUUUAAGUUGAACGCACCACUCUUGUAUGUGCCGCCGUUCCAAAUGGCCUAUGUUCUUAAGGUAAAUAAAUAAAUACUAUACUGUUUAUAA